This is a messenger RNA of Electrophorus electricus (electric eel), 1967 nucleotides long. It is a transcript of the gene tmem185a, whose product is annotated as transmembrane protein 185. The record is from RefSeq and is a predicted model, not a curated record. Lineage: Eukaryota; Metazoa; Chordata; Actinopteri; Gymnotiformes; Gymnotidae.
UCAACUGGCUUUAGCACAGGAGUGGGUGGCAGUUCCAGCUUGGUCUUUUUACCUUAUUGUCUUAACAUUAUGGUAUGAGUGAAAGAGAAAACGAUGAAUCUCCGGGGUUUCUUUCAAGAUUUCAAUCCGAGCAAAUUCCUGAUCUAUGCGUGCCUGCUGCUGUUCUCUGUGUUACUGGCAUUGCGGCUGGAUAACACUAUUCAGUGGAGCUACUGGGCGGUGUUUGCGCCCAUCUGGCUUUGGAAACUCAUGGUCAUCAUUGGAGCAUCUGUGGGAACUGGAGUCUGGGCUCACAACCCUCAGUACAGGGCUGAGGGUGAGACCUGCGUGGAGUUCAAGGCAAUGCUAAUUGCUGUCGGGAUCCACCUACUACUCCUAACAUUCGAGGUGCUGGUAUGUGAUCGUGUGGAGAGAGGCACGCACUUCUGGCUGCUGGUCUUCAUGCCUCUCUUCUUUGUCUCCCCUGUCUCUGUGGCUGCAUGCGUUUGGGGCUUCAGACAUGACCGCUCGCUAGAGCUGGAGAUCUUGUGCUCUGUAAACAUAUUGCAGUUCAUCUUCAUCGCGCUGCGGCUAGAUAAGAUCAUCACCUGGCCAUGGCUGGUGGUGUGCGUGCCGCUCUGGAUUCUCAUGUCCUUCCUUUGCCUCGUGGUGCUCUAUUACAUCGUCUGGUCCGUGCUGUUCCUGCGCUCGAUGGAUGUCAUUGCUGAGCAGCGGCGCACUCACAUCACCAUGGCCAUCAGCUGGAUGGCUAUAGUGGUCCCAUUGCUGACCUUUGAGAUCCUUCUUGUCCAUAAAUUAGAUGGCCAUUACCACUCUAAAUUUGUCCCAGUCUUUGUGCCUCUCUGGGUCUCUCUGGUGACACUGAUGGCAACUACAUUUGGCCAAAAAGGAGGCAAUCAUUGGUGGUUUGGCAUCCGUAAGGACUUCUGCCAGUUCCUCCUGGAGCUUUUCCCCUUCCUGCGGGAGUAUGGCAACAUCUCCUACGACCUGCAGCACGAGGACUCAGAAGUGGCCGAGGAGCCACCCGUCCAUGAGCCACCCAAGAUCGGCCCCAUGUUCCGCAAGAAGACGGGCGUGGUCAUCACGCAGAGUCCUGGGAAGUACUUUGUGCCUCCCCCUAAACUGUGUAUCGACAUGCCAGAUUAAUAAAAUGAAAUGAAAUAAGGGGGUGGGAUAGGGGACUCGAUCCAUGAGCAGAGAGCAGAAGUGCAACACUGUCCUGGCAUUCACUUCAGGUCACUUGCAAAUAAGGACGCAGGACGGUCCAGAAGAGCGGAGGCUUUUGAUAAGCUCGCCUCUUGACUGGCCAUGACCUUAAUGAAAUAGCACUCGUGUUGGAACCCGAACCAAGUUGUGAGCUGAGCGUGUGGCUUGUGGUUUGACCCUUCCCUGCGAUAAAGUCUCUGUUCCAUGGUCCUAUAUCUACACCGCUCCUUGAGAGGAUCGCACAGGCCAAACGCCUUCGGAGGGAAGGGCAUUACAACUUUUCCUGACAGCUGUACCCUAUGGGAUAACUCAGGAAGACGUUCCUGUAAUACAUAUAUAAAUAACCAGGACUCAAUUUUCUUUUCUCUUCAUAGACAAACAUGUUACUUCGUUCUCUGUCAUAUUGUCAUAAUGUUAGUGUGUGACAGUAGUAUUAUUAGGCUGUCUGAAUGCUGUUAGUUGUUCUGGUUUUUGUUUUUUUCCCCCUGCGUAUGCCAUGCAUGAUGUACUGCAGUGAAAUGAGUAGGGGGAAAAGGUUAUGUAGCAAAGCCAAAGAACAUUAGCAUAAGAUACCAAGCUUGAUUUGGGUGAAUUUAUUUUCCAACAGCGGAGGUGUUUGUUGUGUUUUUUGUUUUGUUUUUUCCUCUCCACGUUAUGUGCAAGUGUGGCAGCACUGCUCAAACGGAAUUAAUCUCCCUGUCACUUUUACAUUUGUAGGUAGUCAGUCAGUGUUUACUAGAACACUAUGCUUGCUAUGGCUA